Molecule: messenger RNA, 2025 nt
Organism: Micropterus dolomieu (smallmouth bass)
Lineage: Eukaryota; Metazoa; Chordata; Actinopteri; Centrarchiformes; Centrarchidae
Exons: 4
Coding region: 1-2025 (674 amino acids)
Molecular function (GO): GTP binding
Source: RefSeq, a predicted model, not a curated record
AUGGAGAGACCUUUUCGCAUGUUGACAGUAAAACAGGUGCUGGAGUGUGUGCGCCAGGGAGACCUGAAGGACUUUUACGUUCCAGUCAUCCCAGAACACAGGAAGUUCCUGCGGUUCUCUUUCUGCGACGCGCAGUACCAGUACACACGCCUGCCGUUCGGUUACUCCUUGGCCUUGCGCACUUACUUCAAUAAAAGAAAACCAUCUAAAUAUGACGACAUUGCCUGCAAAAGUGUUCUGAUCCAAUCAGGACCUCCUGCUGUCUACCAGCUGAGACCAAAGAAAGAGAACAUUGGAUCUCUAAGAAGAAUGACUCUCGGUGAAAGAAAUGUGAACAAGAUAAACAAAACCAUCUUGCUUGUGGGUGAAACAGGAGCAGGAAAAUCUACUCUGAUCAACACUCUGGUCAACUACGCCAUGGGAGUGAAGUGGGAGGACAAGGUCUGGUUUAAGAUCGUAGAGGACGAGAAAGACGAGGAGAGAAUCCAAACACAGAGCCGGACAUCAGCUGUGAUGGUGUACCAGGUCUUUGGUUUUGAAGGUGAAACUCUGCCCUACUCUCUGACCAUCAUCGAUACUCCUGGAUACGGAGACACCAGAGGGACUGAACAGGAUAACACAGUUAGUCAAAGAUUAUUAGACUGGUUCCGCUCAGGGGACGGAGUUCAUGAGGUUAAUGCAGUGGGUCUGGUGCUGAAAGCAACUGACAAUCGACUGAGUGACCGACUGAAGUACGUCUUUGAUUCAGUGGUGUCUCUGUUUGGAAAAAACAUGGAGAAGAACAUUGUUGCUCUCAUCACACACUCAGAUGGAGGAACACCUGAAAAUGUUCUGAAAGCUCUCGAGGCUGCAAAAAUUAAAUGUGCCAGAAAUGAAAAGAAUCAACCUGUUCACUUCCUGUUUAAUAACCGCCAGGAUGAAGACAGAACAGAGGACACAGACGCCCUUCAACAUGCAGAUAAAACAACUACCAAAGGAAUGAGACAGUUCACAGAGUUUCUGGAAGAAACUGCACCUCAGAAUCUGAUGACAACUAUUGAAGUGUUGAAUUCACGAAUCAGACUGACAGCCUGCAUCCAAAACCUGAAAGAGAGAGUUGAGUUCACUGAACAAAAACAGAGAGAAAACCAACAGACUCAGGAAGCUCUGAAGAAACAUGAAGAAGAGAAGAAGAGAAAUGAAGAGUUCACUGUAGAAGUUGAUGAGGUCUACAAAGUUAAAGAAGAUAUCAGCGGUGGGAUGUGGGGGUUGGUGUUUUAUGAAGGAGCUGUCUGCUGUAAAGUCUGUGAGGAGAACUGUCACUAUCCUGGAUGCACACUGUCCUGGUAUCCUAAACACUGUGAGGUCAUGAAAGGUGGCCGCUGCACUUCAUGUACCAGGAAGUGUCCUGUAUCAGAUCAUGUGAAAGAAAAGUGGAUCUAUGUGACCAAGACAAGGAAAGUUCAGAAGACCCUGCAAGAUGUGAAAGAGAAGUAUGAAAAAGGUAAAGCAGGAUGUGAGGAGACAACAAGCCUUUUGGAAACUUUAGAAAAGCAAAUGGAAAAACUUCAGAAAGGAAAAGAUCAGAUGUUGGAAAAGUCCUUCAAACAUGUUGUCAGACUGGAUCAGAUCGCCCUGAAUGCUGAUUCACUGUCCACUCAUGUCCACUUGGACUUCCUGAUUGAGAAGAUGAAGGAGAAAGGAGACGCAGAGAAGGUCCAGAAACUGGAGGAGAUGAAGAGUCGAAUGGAUGAAGGAACCAGAGAAGGAAUGGGGGUGACGAGGCUGAGGACAGAGCUGGGGGGGGGGGACUUGAUGGUCACAUGGUGCGAGCAGAACCAUCUGCAGCUCAACGUGACAAAGACUAAGGAGCUGGAUGUGGAUCUGAGGAGAGCAAAGGCACCAAUGGGGCAAAGAAGAAACACCCGCUUGUUCCCUGAUUCCAAGAAAGGGACCACUGAACACAACCUGAGCAGCUGCUCCAAGGUCCUGGUCUUCAAGUCCAUUGCUGAGGCAGUCUGCAAAGGCAUCAGCGACAGCAGAUAG